UGGAUUUCCAGGCAUGCCGCCUUUCCCAGGUAUGGGAGGUCCUCAGGGAGGCAGAAAGAGGGGUAUAUGUCAUGAUUAUCAGAGAAAGGGUUACUGUAUGCGCGGUGAUACCUGCCCCUACGAUCAUGGCAUGGAUGCCAUCUCAUUGGGCAAGCAAGAUGAGGAAUAUGAUCCUUCAGCAAACUUGGUGUUCGCGGGUGCUGCCCGAGGCGGACGCGGUGGUGCUCGCGGUGGUGCUCGCGGCGGACGUGGAGGUUCAAUGCCUGGAAGGACAGAGUUCCGUCGCGGAGAACAGGAGGACAAGACCAUUACUACCCUGGUCGUUGACAACGUUCCCGAGGAUAAGCAUGAUGUCGACUCAAUCAAGGAGUACUUUUCCCAGUUUGGUACAGUCGAGGAAGUCAACCUUGAAGGUCGGAAGCGUGCUUCUAUCAAGUUCCCGGACUGGGAUACUGCUAAGAAGGCUUGGUCGGAUCCCGCGCCCAUCUUCCACAACCGCUUUGUCAAGGUGUACUGGAAAAAGAGCGAAAACGAGUCUACAGAUGGACGGCCACCUAAGCCGGAGGAACCGCCCAUCGACAUGGAGGAGGUCAAGAGGAAGGCUGCAGAGGCUCAGAGACUCUUCGAAGAGCGCAAAGCCAAGAAAGCGGAGAUGGAACAGAGAAGGCUCGAACUCGAGAAGCAAAAGGAAGCUUUCCUCACCAAGCAGUCCGCUGAACAGAAAGCACUCAUGGAAAGAAUCAAGGCUGCCGGAGCUACCGCUGGUGCCGCGACUGCGGAAGGAACGGCGGCGGAGGUGGACGAGGAUGAGAUGGCAAUUGAGACUGAGCAGAAGCCGGAGGGCCAGAGCGAAGCUUUGAAGGCGCAACUAGCGGCUUUGCAGGCCGAGGCCGAGGCAUUGGGUGUUUCAGUAGAAGAUGCGCCCGAGGGUUCAUACCGCGGCCGAGGGCGUGGUCGUGGACGGGGCGGUUCGUACCGCGGAGGCUUCGACCCAUCCUUCCGUGGUCGAGGCCGUGGACGUGGGAGGGGUGGGUUCGUCGGUGGAGGCUCCAUGAAGCUCGAUAACCGCACCAAGAAGGUAGCCAUUGGCAAUCUCGCUGGAGAUAAGGAGGAAGCUUUGAGGGAGUACCUUUUUACUGUUGGUGAAUAUGAGAAUGUCGAGAGGGAUAGCACCGGAAAGCAAGUUGUCACCUUCAAGGACCGCCGCACUGCCGAGAAAUUCAUGGCAGUAGCAAGCAAGGAGAUUCCCAAUGUCGGCAGCGUGGAGCUGACCUGGGUCAACCCACCUCCGAGACCUGCCAAUAGCAUGCCCAGUGCGUUUUCCACCACGCCCAGCGCCGUGCAGACUUUGCCGUCAGAGGAGUUCCCUGGCAUGGAUGCAAGAAUGGAUGGAGAUGAAAGGAUGUACUAUGAUGAGGAUGAGCAAAUGGCGUAAAUCUGAACAUGCCUGGCUAAACAUGUGUGAGUUAAUGAUUGAACAGUUAUAGUUUAUGGACUUGAUUAUGGUAUGAUAUAUUGAAAGGAGUUCUCUUGGGUGCCGUACAUGUUGUGCCUUUGCCCCAUGCUUCGCUGCCUCGCCCGUGCCUUCAGUGACGUCUAUC
Messenger RNA from Saitoella complicata NRRL Y-17804, 1601 nucleotides. RefSeq lists its product as uncharacterized. Gene Ontology annotation, molecular function: RNA binding; metal ion binding. Gene Ontology annotation, cellular component: nucleus. The coding region runs from base 14 to 1435 and encodes 473 amino acids. Lineage: Eukaryota; Fungi; Ascomycota; Saitoellomycetes; Saitoellales; Saitoellaceae. The transcript has a single exon. The record is from RefSeq and is a predicted model, not a curated record.